Molecule: messenger RNA, 546 nt
Organism: Aspergillus oryzae RIB40
Lineage: Eukaryota; Fungi; Ascomycota; Eurotiomycetes; Eurotiales; Aspergillaceae
Product: snoRNA-binding rRNA-processing protein IMP3
Exons: 4
Coding region: 1-546 (181 amino acids)
Biological process (GO): rRNA processing
Cellular component (GO): small ribosomal subunit; Mpp10 complex; small-subunit processome
Molecular function (GO): structural constituent of ribosome; snoRNA binding; rRNA binding
Source: RefSeq, a predicted model, not a curated record
AUGGUGCGUCAGCUAAAGUAUCACGAAAAGAAACUCCUCCGGAAGGUUGACUUCUACAACUACAAAUCCGACGGCGGGCACCGCGAACACGAAGUCCGUCAACGGUACUAUCUCCAGAAUGAUCUCGACUACAAGAAAUACAAUGCCCUUUGCGGUUCCCUCCGUCAACUAGCGCAUAAGCUCUCCCAGCUUGAUCCCGAUAGCGAUCCGAUCCGGAAGAAGGUCGAAAGCGAAGUCCUUGAUAAAAUGUGGCGUAUGGGGAUUCUGAAACAGAGCCGGGAACAGGGCGCUGGGUUGUCGAGGGUUGAGCGUGAGGUGACGGUUUCUGCGUUCUGUAGACGUAGGUUGGCGGUUAUUAUGGCGCGGAGUGGAAUGGUGGAGAAUGUUAAGACGGGACAUGUGCGUGUCGGAAGUGAGGUCGUGACUGAUCCUGCUUAUCUGGUGACGAGGAACAUGGAGGAUUUCGUCACUUGGGUGGAUAACAGUAAGAUCAAGAGGAACAUCAUGCAGUAUCGGGACAAGUUGGACGAUUUCGAUAUGCUGUGA